AUGCCCUUGUACCAGAAGUACUCCCAGGUCCCUCAUCAAGGGCAGAGCCGUGGACCAGGUCACAUCGACUCCCCAUCAUGGAGGAGGACAGCCCUAAUGGGACGGGCAGCACUUCAUCGGGAGCAAGAAGGACGAAGCCUGUAUGGAGCACUGGAGGCAAAACGACUGUGCUGGGUAUUCCAGAAAGCAGGUUAUGUGACAUACCCGGGGUUUCCAAAUGUAAUUGGGUGCAUUGACGGCACCCACAUUCCUAUUAAAGCUCCUUCAAUGAAUGAGGGAGACUAUGUUAAUAGGAAAUCUAUUCAUAGUAUCAAUGUGCAGGUAAUAUGUGAGGCAACCCACAUUAUUACUAAUGUUGAGGCAAAAUGGCCAGGAUCUGUGCACGAUGCCAGAAUUUUCCGCGAGUUAUCAUUAUGCCAGACAUUUCAGCAGGGACAGUACAAUGGUUACUUGCUGGGGGACAGAGGAUACCCUUGUCUGCCCUGCUUAAUGACACCCUACCCUGAAGCUGAUCCUGGACCACAGACACGCUUCAACCUGGCUCACAGCCGAACACGGGCCAAGGUGGAGAUGACCAUAGGAAUCCUCAAGUCUAGGUUUCAGUGUCUGCGUGGGCUCCGGGUCAGUCCAGAGAGGGCAUGCGACAUCAUAGUGGCUUGUGUUGUGCUUCACAACAUUGCCACUAUAAGAGGAGAGAGCCACCCUCCUUGUAUUGAAGAAGAUGGCCCAGAGGAACCCCUACAGAUUUUUCCAUACAACAGAGAUGGAAGACUUUUGAGAGACAGGAUUUCUCAGAAUUACUUUUAUUAA
Molecule: messenger RNA, 810 nt
Organism: Polypterus senegalus (gray bichir)
Lineage: Eukaryota; Metazoa; Chordata; Cladistia; Polypteriformes; Polypteridae
Product: putative nuclease HARBI1
Exons: 6
Coding region: 1-810 (269 amino acids)
Source: RefSeq, a predicted model, not a curated record